This is a messenger RNA of Scheffersomyces amazonensis, 486 nucleotides long. RefSeq lists its product as uncharacterized. NCBI's taxonomy places the organism in Eukaryota, Fungi, Ascomycota, Pichiomycetes, Serinales, Debaryomycetaceae. The transcript has a single exon. The record is from RefSeq and is a predicted model, not a curated record. Bases 1 to 486 code for a protein of 161 amino acids.
AUGCAAUUCUCCGCUUUAUUAUCCAUUGCUACUUUCGCCGCAACUGCCCUUGCCGCAGAUUAUGCCAACACAACUGUCACUGAAACUGAGUUAUCAACCACUCUUAUUACCAUCACUUCCUGUGACGAAGAAACCUCCUGUACUGCCAAGGUUGUUCCAGGUACUGCUGUUGUAAGCACUGUCACUGUUCAUGGUGUUGAAACUAUCUUCACCACAAUUUGUGAACUUACUGAAACCCCAGCUGAAACCCCAGUUGAAUCAACCCCAAUUGCAACCGUCGUUGUUGUUCCAGUUACUACUCCUGCUGCUGCUACUACUGAAGCUCCAGCUCCAGAAGAAUCAACUGCUAUUGAAACUAUUUACAGUACUAUUACCAAAGGUAAUGUCACUAUUCCUACUGAAGUUCCAACUUACGAAGGUGCUGCUAAUAGUGUCAAGGCUGGAAUCUAUUUAUUAGCUUUAGCCCCAUUAGCUGGUUUACUUUAA